CAAAAGUACAAAAAUAAUGGGGUAAAGGUACGACCUUCCAGUGCUCUUCUUCCAGCCGAAACAAACAAUUAACACACAAUUAAUUAGUGAAAAUUAAGAUGAAGGUGACACCUUCGUGUGUUCUGUAUGGUUCUGUAUGGACUUUAUUAGACAUGUAUUGUCUAUGUAUUACCAACAGGAACACAGGUAACAGGUCCCACCUUUCAUUUCUGUCACACUAUACCCUCCAUUGUCUCUGGUCUCCUAUGGUCGCUAUAAUUUGGCACACAAAUUCUAAUAGACCAUUGUUUUGUUUUCUCUUUCUGGUUUUGUUCCACUGAAUCCAUUGUGUUGGUAACCCGAUAACUUGUGUUGUGUGUCAAUCGACUUGAGUAGGUAUUGAACUAGAAAACAACUUUUCACCUUGUUACUGUUCAGUUCUAUCAUUGCAUGUCUAGUGGAUUAAUAUAAAAAUGAGUAAAUUACCUAUGGCGAAUUACAAAUCAAAGGUCUCCUCACUGCAGCAACAUCUUGGAGAUCUUUUGACACAAAAGAAGUCCCUUCAUUCCAGAGUUGUGGCGGAGGAAUUUGAGAAAUUUAAAUUAACUGCAAGUAGGGUUAUGAGUGGUGAUGCAACGCCAGCUGACGUUAGACAAACUCUAAUUGGUCUGGAGAAGGCAUUGAAAAAGGAAGGACUUUUCAAAAACGUCAAAUCGGGAUUCACUCAUCUUAAGAAAGAGUUUUUAUCCAACUCCACAAACAAGACAAUCAGUAAGCCUCCAUCAGAUCCACUGGUAGAGAGACCUAAAAGAUCCACCACUUCUGUGAUCGGGGACACAAAGCGAGAAGCAGAAAAGAGACGAAUCCAGGCGGUAGGUGUGGGCAAUGAUGAAGUGAAGAAUCUGAAUAAAGCGGUUGGACGACUGUUUGAUCACCUUCGAAUACAGAAACUGUCAGAAAUAGCCCGCGAAAGUACCGGCAUCACACAUGGACGCUCACCAACGACACUGGCGAAGAAAACAGACGAAUCAGAUGAUUUCAAGGAGAUAAUUAAGAAGGUUCGGGGUCUGGAGAAUGAACUUCUGAGACAAAAGGCAUCACAAACUUCAGAAUUAAAAAGAUUGAGUGACGAAAACAAGGGACUGAGGAAUACAAUAACAGAGUUACGAAAGGAACAAGAAAAGUUAAAGGGACUACAACCCAUUACAAAGGCAGCCAAGGACAGACAAGUAGAGAAACUAGAGGAACAGUACAAUAAACAGAAGCGGGGAAUGGAGGGAAAGAUCGUGGAACUGGAGUCAGAGCUGCAGGAAAAUCUCAAUACAACAUUACGAGAGAAAGCUGAACUAGAGCAGAUGAUAGUCGAUGGCGUAUCAAAACUGAAAACCUCGAUUACGUCAUUGCACAGAAGAAUUUGUGGAGAAAAACCCGAGAGGACUACCACCACUCUGACGCUAGAUGGCGUGACGGACGAGAAGAAGAGCAUCGACAUCCUCCUCCACAAGAUCACGCAGAUAGAGGAGAGCGCCAAACUGUUGGAGGAGAAGAACAGCAAACUGGGAAUAAUUCUAAUUGAGAAAGAUGACGAAAUUGGUAAGCUGAGGAACUCCCUGCUAGAAAUUUCGGAGGAGGUUAGCAAGAUGCAUGGAUCCAUAACAACUCUGGACAAAACUUCAAGACCUUCAAAGAAUGAGAAAACCACUUCCGGUGAAAUGGACACUCAUGAGACAAAGACUGUACUUACCAAGUUACAGCAUGUCAACACAAGUAUACAGCAGUACAAACGGAUUCUGCAAGAAAAAGAGAAAAGCACAGUUAAUCCUAAAAACAAUGAUGACUUAAUCCCACUAAAACAACAGAUUAAUAAACUGUACGAAGACUUCGUGAAAGAUAAUCCAACGGUGAUUGAUGCUGCAGAAAAAUCAUCACGUGAUGAUUCUCCCAAGACCCAUCGUGAGAGAUCAAACGAAAUCAAUCAACUCUUACAAAAACUUAGUCGGGUUGAGAAAGCUUGUAACGCCCUCAAACAACAGAACGAGCCUCCUGAUAUGUGAACAGAUUUCACGAUUAUCCAACUUUGCAAGCACAAAUCUGAACAACUUAUUAAAAACAGAUUUUCAUAUCAAUCACGAUUUUGUUCAAACAAGACGCUGCGUAAAGUCCAUUUAAGAACUUAGUAUGGUCGACUUGGUAUUUAUUUGUGCUAAUAAUUGCGCAGAGCUUUUGUUGUUUUAGCUAAAAAAGACCAAUUUUGAGUUCUAAGUUAAAAAAAAGAUCAUUGUUCAAGUACACUUUUUAAUGAUCUAUAAAGUUUUCAUGUGUUCUACUUUUUUAUUGUCAUCUAUUACAUUAUGUUCACUAUUUUUUUUCAUUCAUUACUUUUGCCGGAUUUAUUGUAAAUUGCCUUUUAACAAUUGUUAUCUUUUAUAAAGAACAAUAUUCAUAAAGAACGAGGCAAAUUGUAAAGAUAAACUCGGUGAUGUUGAUACUUUUGAUGUGUUUGUGUAUAUUUUUUUUUUAGACAACAGCUCGGUAGCUGGCUUUUUCCUGACAAUGAUAAUUUAGUCUGAAACGCAGUAUAUAUCUCUCAGCAGACUCUAGUUAUGGUUAUGUUUUUUAUGAAGAAUCACAUUUAUUUUGAAGCAAUGUAAUACUUGUAAAAUUAAAAAAGGUGAAACUUUU
Messenger RNA from Saccostrea cuccullata (small rock oyster), 2661 nucleotides. RefSeq lists its product as uncharacterized. The record is from RefSeq and is a predicted model, not a curated record. The coding region runs from base 453 to 2033 and encodes 526 amino acids. NCBI's taxonomy places the organism in Eukaryota, Metazoa, Mollusca, Bivalvia, Ostreida, Ostreidae. The transcript has 10 exons.